Messenger RNA from Macroventuria anomochaeta, 1341 nucleotides. RefSeq names its product uridine-cytidine kinase-like protein-like 1. The transcript is spliced from 3 exons. Gene Ontology annotation, molecular function: ATP binding; kinase activity. The record is from RefSeq and is a predicted model, not a curated record. Gene Ontology annotation, cellular component: cytoplasm. NCBI's taxonomy places the organism in Eukaryota, Fungi, Ascomycota, Dothideomycetes, Pleosporales, Didymellaceae. The coding region runs from base 1 to 1341 and encodes 446 amino acids.
AUGUCUAUACAAGGCCGCCGAACACACUAUCAGCCACCAUGGGGCAACGCCAACAUCAUUGGAGUAGCUGGUAGUUCGGGGUCUGGUAAGACGUCUUUGGCCAUGGCUAUCGUGGCAUCCAUGAACCUGCCGUGGGUGGUGAUCCUCUCAAUGGAUUCGUUCUACAAGCCGUUGACACCAGAGCAAUCAGCUAUGGCUUACAGAAACGAGUAUGAUUUCGACUCGCCUGAGGCUAUCGAUUUCGAUAUUCUGGUCGAAAGAUUGAAAGAUAUCAAGGCUGGCAAAGUCGCAGAAGUACCUAUGUACUCUUUUGCGAAGCACUCAAGACUCGAACAGACGACCACAAUCUACUCGCCGCAUGUCGUGAUCCUAGAGGGCAUUUUUGCGCUUCAUGAUCAGCGAGUCUUGGACAUGCUUGAUCUCAAGAUCUUUGCCGAAGCCGACUCUGAUCUCUGUCUGUCGCGACGUCUAGUCCGAGACGUCAAAGAACGCGGUCGAGACAUUGAAGGCUGUAUCAAGCAGUGGUUUGGCUUUGUCAAACCGAACUUCUACAAGUACGUUGCGCCGCAGCGGGAAAUUGCUGAUCUCAUCGUUCCUCGAGGCAUCGAGAACAAGGUCGCCAUUUCCAUGGUCGCUGAUCAAGUACGUAAAACUCUCAAACACAAGUCAGCACAGCAUCAAAUGGAGCUUCGACGUCUCGGCCAAAUUGCCGAGGAUAGCCCACUGCAUGGCAAUGCGAAAGUGUUGGAGCAGACCAGUCAAGUCAAGGGCAUGCAUACGAUGCUCAUGGACCAGGGUACUUCCAAAGAGGACUUCGUGUUCUACUUUGACAGGAUGGUCGCACUGCUUAUUGAAACAGCAGUGGACUUCAUGCCAUUCACACCUAGGCAGGUGUACACACCACAAAACAACCUUUAUAUGGGACUCAAGAAAGAAGGAGAGGUCAGUGCCGUAGUUGUCCUCCGUGGCGGUAGCGCUUUUGAGACUGGUCUACGACGCACAAUACCGGACUGCGUUACAGGGCGGAUUCUCAUCCAGACGAACUACCGAACUGGAGAACCUGAACUUCACUACCGAGCACUUCCUCCGAAUAUCGCGCAGCACAGUCUUGUCCUGGUAUUGGAUCCGCAAUUCUCGUCCGGUGCGGCGGCAUUGAUGGCUGUGCAAGUCUUGGUGGAUCAUGGUGUCCCGGAAGAGAGGAUAGCGUUCGUCACAUAUGCAGCUGGUCGCGUCGGUAUGAACCGUGUACUGAGCGUGUUCCCUGAGAUCAAGAUAGUCGUGGCGAGGAUAGGAGAUGACAUGGAGAACCGAUGGGUCGAAACAAAGUACUUGGGAUGCUAA